Molecule: messenger RNA, 1360 nt
Organism: Drosophila persimilis
Lineage: Eukaryota; Metazoa; Arthropoda; Insecta; Diptera; Drosophilidae
Gene: Sclp
Product: leucine-rich repeat-containing protein 20
Exons: 4
Coding region: 251-1102 (283 amino acids)
Molecular function (GO): protein binding
Source: RefSeq, a predicted model, not a curated record
GAUCAGUAGGACGUUCAAAAUAAUUGAAUUUAAAACCGCGACUACAGUUUUAUUUGUGUCCCUUCAAAUACAGCUCGAAUAGGCAACACACACACAAAUCGGUGGUGGACAAAACUAAUUGUUUUUUCGAGUGAAGUUCGAAGUGAAGUUCUGCAAAAAAUUAUUUGCAUAUAUUUUUAACGCAGAAAAAAAACCGUCGGGACAAGAUUAUAAACAGUAUAGCAACGAAACUAACAAACAAACAACAAAGAUGAGGCCCUUUGGAAACGAUAUUACAAACUUUGGGUCCAAUAACAGUGGGGGCAAUGGGGGCGCAAACGGUGGCAACCGAGGAAACAACAACGGCGCCAGCAACGGCCGUGGAGGUAACAAUGCAACCAACAAUGAAACCAACAAUGAAGGCACAUCUGAUGGCACAACUGAUGCCACCACGAGAGGUGGAGAAGAUCACAAUGUCAGUGAUGAGAUCACACCAACCGACAGCUCAAAUGAGAGUUCCAACGAAAGCAUAGAAGAUCCACGGCUGCCAGCGCACAUAGCCCGUAUCGGGGGCAUCGCCACAUGCUCACCUAUUGCCGGACGAGGUAUCAUCCGUGUGGUGCAUCGCUGUGAGGAUGCCAAGGAAAAUGAGCAUUUGGACCUUUCCGAGUGCCAACUGAUGACAUUACCAGAUGCUGUUUACCACUUGAUGCGCAACACAGUGUUGAAGUCUUGCGACCUAAGUGGCAAUGAUCUCAAGUCUAUCACACCCAAAUUUACUCAGAAAUUCAGCGCCAUAACAGAUCUCAAUCUCUCGUCAAACAAUCUGUCGAGGCUGCCCGACGAACUUGCCAAUAUGACCGCCUUGGCAAAGUUGAACAUAUCCAGAAAUUCGUUUAUCGUUUUACCUCAAGUUAUCUUUAAGUUAGAGAGUUUGACACACUUGGAUGCUCAGGAAAACAAGAUAUAUGAAAUUGAUACCGAUGAGGCUAUAGUGAGCAAUACGCUGGUCGUUGUUGACCUGCGCAACAAUCCGCUGGGAAGCCUGUGCCGUCGCAAGCUGCAGAAUUUGGAGACAUCGUUCCGCCUAGAGAUUAGCAAUGAUGAUGAGGAUGACUGGUAGGCCAAUGCAUCAAUGUCAUACACGCACGUGCACGCACAAAGAACAAAUCUCCUCAUCUCGGGAAGGAUCCGGCUCCCUCAUCCUCUGAGCACCUCGUCUUCGUAUUUAUUCUGUUUAUAGUAUAUUUAACACACACAAACAAACACACAAACAAACACACAAACAAACACAAAAAUCGAUUGUUAUAAAAUAAUGAAUUAACGUUGGUAAGCCCAACAUUCUGGCUAUUAAAGAAAUGCAUACAUAAUGCACACAAUA